Messenger RNA from Guillardia theta CCMP2712, 618 nucleotides. RefSeq lists its product as hypothetical. NCBI's taxonomy places the organism in Eukaryota, Cryptophyceae, Pyrenomonadales, Geminigeraceae. Gene Ontology annotation, cellular component: cytoplasm. The record is from RefSeq and is a predicted model, not a curated record. The annotation marks the transcript as partial. Gene Ontology annotation, molecular function: ATP binding; nucleoside diphosphate kinase activity; AMP kinase activity. Gene Ontology annotation, biological process: nucleoside triphosphate biosynthetic process. The transcript has a single exon.
AUGUCAACCAAAGAUAAACUAAACAUAAUCAUUGCUGGUCCCCCAGCGUCGGGGAAGGGCACACAAUGCGAGAUGAUCGUGGAGAAGUUCGGCGUUGUGCACAUCUCGACAGGCGACGCCCUGCGGGCAGAGGUUGCGAAGGGGUCAGAGCUGGGGCAGCAGGCGAAGGGCUUCAUGGAGAGCGGCGGGCUUGUACCGGACGAGCUGAUCAUCAACAUCGUGAAGGAGCGGCUGGCAGAGCCAGACUGUCAGGAGCGAGGCUGGCUGCUGGACGGCUUUCCGCGCACGGGAGUACAGGCAGAAGCGCUUGAGGCGGCAGGGAUCAGGCCGAGCCACUUCAUUCUGCUUGACGUACCGGACGACAUCCUGGUAGAGCGAUGCGUCGGGAGGAGGACGGACCCGGAGACGGGGAAGAUCUACCAUCUCAAGUACAAUCCUCCACCAGAGGACCCGGAAGUACAGGGCCGGCUUGUACAUCGUGCGGACGACACGGAGGAGGCGAUGCAGAAGAGGAUCGGGGCGUACCACGAGAACGUGCGAGCGAUCAUGCCUUUCUACUCGAAUCUGCACGUGAAGAUCGACGGGACACAAGAGAAGAAGGCGAUAGCAGGGAGCAUA